This is a messenger RNA of Labeo rohita (rohu), 3317 nucleotides long. It is a transcript of the gene gja1a, whose product is annotated as gap junction protein alpha 1a. NCBI's taxonomy places the organism in Eukaryota, Metazoa, Chordata, Actinopteri, Cypriniformes, Cyprinidae. Gene Ontology annotation, cellular component: connexin complex. Bases 274 to 1338 code for a protein of 354 amino acids. Gene Ontology annotation, biological process: cell communication. The record is from RefSeq and is a predicted model, not a curated record. The transcript is spliced from 2 exons.
AAUAUAACGGAGAUGUGUAAGUUCUGGAAGUCCAGAAGUUGGAGUCAGCUGACGUUUAACAUUCUCCCUUCUGUCUGACUCAGUCCCUUCCGACGCAUGGGAUGAGGGAACGUUCGCCGUAGGAAAACUCAUUUUAUAUCGAAUAUUUUUGAGGAAUUUAGUAUUUGAAAUGUGUUACAAAAGUUGUCGUAACUGUCAAGAAGUUCGGCGUUUUUAACGACUUUCCAGUUUGAAGGUUGGUCAUCUCCUGUCUAAUCCAGAACAUCGUUCAUCAUGGGUGACUGGAGCGCACUGGGGAAACUUCUUGACAAGGUCCAGGCGUACUCCACGGCAGGAGGCAAAGUCUGGCUCUCCAUCCUAUUCAUCUUCCGGAUCCUCGUGUUGGGGACGGCGGUGGAGUCCGCCUGGGGAGACGAGCAGUCGGCGUUCAAGUGCAACACGCUGCAGCCCGGCUGCGAGAACGUCUGCUACGAUAAGUCGUUCCCCAUCUCCCACGUGCGCUUCUGGGUGCUGCAGAUCAUAUUCGUGUCCAUGCCGACUCUCCUGUACCUCAGCCACGUCGUGUUCCUCAUGCACAAGGAGGAAAAGCUGAAUAAAAAGGAGGUGAAAUUAAGAGAAAUCCAGAGCAAAGGAGGAGAUGUGGAUGUGCUCCUUAGGAAAAUAGAAAUUAGGAAGUUCAAGCACGGCGUGGAAGAUCACGGGAAGAUCAAAAUGAGAGGAGGGAUAUUUUACACAUACAUAGUGAGCAUCGUCUUAAAGUCCAUAUUUGAAAUCGUCUUCCUGUUGAUUCAGUGGCAUCUUUACGGAUUCAAGCUGUCGGCCGUUUAUACGUGUCAGAAGUUUCCUUGUCCACAUAAAGUGGACUGCUUUUUGUCUCGUCCCACUGAGAAGACGGUUUUUAUCAUCUUUAUGUUGGUCGUGUCACUUGUUUCUCUAGCCCUUAAUGUUUUUGAGUUUUUUUACGUAAUUUUCAAGAGGAUGAAAGACAGAUUUAAAGAGUCUGAGAAAAACUUUGAAAGCGCCUGUAAUAUCAAGCCCUGCCCAAGGAAUCUGUCCAGUUACGGGUAUUACAAUGACUGCUCGGCCCCUGUACCUAAUUUGGGCUACAAUCUAGAUACGGGCGAUAAGUCCAACUCCUCUGACAAUUACGACAAGCAGGCUAAUGAGCAGAACUGGACUAAUUACAGUACAGAACAGAACCAGCUGGGUCACACCCAGAGCUUUCCAUAUCCCGAGAAAGUGACUCUGGGAAAGGAUCUUCUGCUGCUCAAAGAGCUUGAACCUCGACCCAGUAGUCGAGCGAGCAGUCGGGCUAGGCCCGAUGAUCUUGACAUCUAGCAGAAGCCUAAAACACAGGCCUGAUGGACAAUUUUUAGCUUUCACAAGCAGUGAACAUUAAAAAAAACUGUGAAAAAGACACUAUCACUGAGAUCCAAAGAAUAUGUUUCAGCGUUUAUAUUUAUUUUAUUAGUUUUUGCUAUUGUAACUCAAGCCAAACUGUUUUUUUUUGUUUAAACUGAACUAUAUUUAUGAGCUGUGAUUGUGAAAAGUUCAAUCAUUUCACAGGUUUGCUCUAAAAUAAAUUUUUAAUACAGUAUAUGGGUGGUUGAUGCAUAUCUCCAUACAUUUUCUUCACAUCAGCAAGUUUUUAGGUUAAAAUGUAUAAUGGUCACAAAUAUUCUUUUGGAUUUUUCACAAUUUUAAGCACCAUUUUACCAACACUUCACUACAUUAAUUAGUUUUAAUGCUGCAAAUAUUAAAUAUAGUCUGUCUAAUUUAUGAGAGCAUAAAAAUGCAUGGAUGGUUAUACAUAGAAUUAAUAAAAUUAAUAAAAAUAUUAAUGCUGCAUCAUCAGUGAUUAGUAUUUCACUUAAUAUUUGUUAAUAUUUAUUAUUUAAUAGUUUUUUAUAUUUAUUUUAAUAAUUUGAAAAUACAUUUUAGCUGAAAUAAAAUAAAUGGGUAAUUUUACAACAAGGUUCAUUAGUUAACAUUAGUUAACUACUUUGUUAAUAUGAACUAAGAAUUAAUACUUCUAUAGCAUUUAUUAAUCUUAAUGUGAAUUUCAUUUAUUUUAAUCAAAGUUGUGUUUGUUAACAUUAGCUAAUGCACUGUGAACUAACAUGAACUAACAUGAACAAGCAAUUAACAACUGUAUUUUUUAUUAACUUUAACAAAGAUGAAUAAAUAUUGUAAUAAAUGUGCUGUUCAUUGUUCGUCCAUGUUAAUACAUUACCUAAUAAAACCUAAUAAAACCUAAUAAAAUGGCAAAAACAAAAAAAUUACAUAAACUAAAAAAUAUAGAAAUUAAAACAAAAUCAAAAAUGUUAAUAAAAACUAUACCAGUAUCUCAGUGAUCAUUUAAAAAAAAAAAAUGUCAACUUCCAAAAAGUAUUUCAUGUCAACUACCCAUAUGCAUUUUAAAUACAGCAUAUCUUUUAUAUUUUUCAGAAAAAAAGAGUGAAAUCAAGUUAGAUGUGUGAUAGUAAAUCUAUCUAGUUUAACCCUACUGGAAUAAAUUAAGAUCAUUCAUUCUACCCCAGCAGGAACUUAACAUGAACAUUCUUUUUUUCCAUUCUUCUUUUUCCAACAGCGUUUUUCCAUUGCGGGAAGUUAGCCAGAGCAUAUAAAUGGAGCACUGUUUUCUGGAAACUUUAAAGUAACUGUACAUAGUCUUCUGCUCUGGGCGAGUAAAAACCAAUCUCAAGCCACCUGACUGCUUAUCAGAGCGAAGUGUAAAGUGUUGACAUAAAUGUUGGUUAACAUAUUCACAUAAUUCACAAGUAGCAAAUUGAAUCCCUCUGAUUGACAAAUGAAAGUCUUAAAAGGAGUCUGAAAUUAAAACGAGUUAAUUAGAUUCAACUUUUUCCUCUGUUCUCAGAGUUUCCUAUUUAUUCAAAGGGCUAAAUGAAAACAUAUGCUUUCACUCAAGUCUGCCAACCACAUGUGCCUGAGCAAAAAGGCAAAAAAAAAAAAAAAACCUGUGAACUGUGUAUGUGCACUUUACUCCAACAUAGAUUUUCAGUCACAUCUGAGAUAUGUGCAUGAACGACAUGGUGCAGUUACGUAGCAUAAAAGGAAUUACAGUAAAUAUUUGCUAUUGUAUGUAAAAAUAUGUUGCACAUUAUCAAAGACCCAUUUCAAGCAUUAAAAUAUCUUACAAGGUAAAAUUGUUGGCAUUUCUUGAGUUCCUCUUUUGGAUGAUCAAAUGUGACCUAAUGAAAUGUGCCGCUUGUAAACCUGAAUGUUCUUCAGUCAUGAAAUGAGACUUUAAAGGAGGUUUAAUAACUCAGUAAAACACUAGUUGAGUUUUUUAACCA